Fusarium sp. VM40 is the source of this 1479-nucleotide messenger RNA. Lineage: Eukaryota; Fungi; Ascomycota; Sordariomycetes; Hypocreales; Nectriaceae. The record is from the annotation of a GenBank genome assembly.
AUGCCAGACUGGAACUCGCUACCCUUCGAUAUCCGCAAGGGCAUCUUGGAGUAUAUUACCACAUUUGGCCAUAUAGCACAGUACUCUACCGUCUCUGAGGAAUGGCGCUGCGAAGUAGAGGAGAAAACCUUCCACCAUAUCAGGAUUGGUACAACAGUUGUCGCCCCUUCGCCUUUUGCCGUCUACGAUUUGCACUUUCUUGAUGGUCUGCGGAAAAGACAAAAGGGGCUUAUCAGACACAUCUGGCUCAAUAUCACGCUACUGCGGUACAACUGUCCAGCUUGUUACAGCAGAGAGACAAUUGCUGAGCGGAAUCUUAAUUCAAUGACGAUUCGACUUGCCAUCAGCGCCUUGUUUGUUGUCCUGGCAGAUUGGGAGACUACCAAGGAAGGGUUGACGCUGGAGAUAAAUGCGUACUCUCCAAGUGACUCUGAACACUGGUUCCGAGGCUGGUACUUUGGAGCCCCAGGAGAAGAAGAGACUCUUAGGAGGGGGAGGCGAAUUCUUCAUUUCGGUCCAAGGCAUCCAGUCUCUGAGGAUGGCCUCCGACGACCUUUUGAGGUGCUUAGAGUCACUCCCUCAGACCUUCCUGUCGUGAGAGCAGUGACCAAGUUCCUCAUCCGCCGCCAAUGCCGUCGUCAGCUCGACUCAAACGCGUUAUCCAACAUAUGGAGGAAGCUGCCGAGCUUGGGACAUAUCAUGCACGAGUCGUGGAGACCUGGGGGAAACGUCUCUUUGUACGGCUGGGAUUUCGCUUAUGGGAGGGCACUAUGCCAUGAAUCACUGCCUACCUCAGUCAAAGGGAUAACCGUCUUUGAGGACUUCAAUAGCCAGUAUCAAUUCUUACUCAAGAAAUAUACAGUGUUCAACCAGGUGAAUCAGGGAGUACCAGUGAACCCGGGCCAGGGCACAGUUCGUACUGGAGGUCGAGCCCUCGCAGGGUUUUUCGCCAAGAAGAGCAUGCAGCUGGAGCAUCUUUCCGUUGCCUUUGUCAUUGACGCAGCUGACUUCUUCCGCGCCUGUGAUCCCGAGUGGCGAUGGAACGAGCUACGUUCGCUUACUUUAACGGCAAAGGCUCUGGUUAGAGAGACGCAGCCUGGGGAGACAUAUCAGCAGCUACAAGCUGCAGCGCGGGUUGCGCUGGGUAUGCCCAAGCUGGAGAGUCUGACGCUUUGGAACGGUGAUGUGGGCGAGGCUUGUGCGUUUGUGUAUCGGCGGUACCAGGAUGAUGUCUCGAUAACAUGGCGGGCAAAUUGGGAGUUUGAGCUAGGGUCUGAAGUGCGCAGCGCUUGGGAGGCCGUGGCCAAUAUGCAUUCUCCUCGCAGUGCUCUCAGAGUCGAGACAGAGAUGUUGAGGGGAUGUGCCCUUCUUUCUCAUGGCGAUUCGAUUCACCAUUUGGGUCUUCAUUCUGUGAUUGACAGUACUUCGUUAGAUCAGAUACAAAGGGAGAGUAGGCUCCCAAGAUCAUGGUUCAGAUAG